UAUACAUACCACCAAUCUUAAUCUAAAUAUGAUAAAUUGUUAAUAAUUUUUGUUCAACAAAUAGUCAGUUAACUAUCGGGAAUACAUACAUCAAAGAAAACCACGGGAUUCAUUAAGGAUAAAGAAUAUAAGAUAUCACGGCUUUAAUCACUGGCGAGCAACGGAACGGCUCUUCUCGAAUAUGACUGUGCCCCACAUAAAAUGAAAAUGCACCAGCGGACAGUACCCGAAAAAAUCUGUGCCCAACCCAACCAAAAUUAGUUCAUUAUAUAUAAUUUAGCUUUGAUAAAUCAUAAAAGGAGGUGAAGAUAUUGAUUGGAAAUUUGAAAAGAUUGUACUGUAGUAAUUUUGAAUUAGAUACCGUAUUUUUAUAUCAUAAAAUAUAUAACCUGCAAUGACUCCAGCUCCUCCUAAAAAUUUCCAUACUUCGAAUCCCGAAACUGAGACGGCUAUAGAUCGUACCAUUCCGGAUUUUCCAGCUGCUCAAUUGAGUGAUGAAGAUAAGUAUUUUACUCAUCAUAAACCUCCUUCAUACCUUCCUGAUCUUGAAGAUGAAGUCAAAGAAUUCAUAGAAUAUCAUCAAAGGAAUACUCAUAAAAGAAUUGUAUUAGUUACAAGUGGUGGUACUACUGUACCAUUAGAAAAUAAUACCGUUAGAUUUAUUGAUAAUUUUAGUGCUGGUACAAGAGGUGCAACUUCAGCUGAAUACUUUCUUGAAAAUGGUUAUGCAGUAAUAUUUUUACAUCGAGAGUUUUCAUUAUUACCUUAUUCAAGACAUUAUAGUCAUACAACCAAUUGUUUCUUAGAUUAUAUGACUGAAGUUAACAAUAAAGUUGAAAUUAAUCCUCAAUUUGCUGAUGAAAUGUUAAUUGUAUUAAGAAAAUAUAAACAAGCCAAAGAAUCAAAUUCAUUAUUAUCAAUACCUUUUACAACUGUUAAUCAAUAUUUAUAUACUUUAAAACUGGUAAGUCAAAUUAUGGAAAUUGUUGAAAAGAAAGCAAUAUUUUUCUUAGCUGCUGCUGUACUGGAUUUCUUCUUACCUCAAUCUAGAAUGCCAACUCAUAAAAUUCAAUCUCAAGAAUCAGGAGGCAAAUUAGAAGUUAAUUUAGAGCCAGUACCUAAAUUCUUAAGUAGAUUGGUUGAUAAUUGGGCUCCAUCAGCUUUAAUUGUUUCAUUUAAAUUAGAAACUGAUAAUUCAAUUUUAAUUAAAAAGGCUAAAAAUGCUUUGGAUAGAUAUCAACAUCAAUUAGUCAUUGGUAAUUUAUUACAAACAAGAAAGAAAGAAGUUGUAUUUGUUACUCCAAGUGGAGAAAAUAGUUGGAUUAAAUUAACUGAUGAUCAAAUAUCUAAAGAAGUUGAAAUAGAAAGUCUCAUUAUACCUCGAGUUAUUGAAAUUCAUACCCAAUGGAUUGAAAAUAAAUAAAUCUUAACUUUUCUAUAAAGUUUGUCUAUAUACAAAAA
Messenger RNA from Scheffersomyces amazonensis, 1461 nucleotides. Its product is annotated as phosphopantothenate--cysteine ligase. The coding region runs from base 395 to 1423 and encodes 342 amino acids. Gene Ontology annotation, biological process: coenzyme A biosynthetic process. Gene Ontology annotation, molecular function: phosphopantothenate--cysteine ligase activity. Lineage: Eukaryota; Fungi; Ascomycota; Pichiomycetes; Serinales; Debaryomycetaceae. The transcript has a single exon. The record is from RefSeq and is a predicted model, not a curated record. Gene Ontology annotation, cellular component: nucleus; cytoplasm.